GAAAGAGGUCAGACACUCGCGCGUGAGGCGCCUGUAUACUGUGCGUAAACGUCCAGCCUGUGCGCGCCUGUACUGUGCGUAAACGUCCAGCCUGAGCGCGCAGCAGAACGCCUGGUGUGAGUCCGGGUCGCUGGCUUUAAACAUGGAUGACAUAUUUAACCACAGCGGAGCCCUUAACCGGAGUUCACCUGGCGAUGGGGAAUUCAAUUUCGAAGACAUCGACGUGAGCGCGGACGGCACUCCCAUCCUGAGGAUACUCAUCUCCGUGGUGUACUCUGUAGUCUGCGCGGUGGGUUUGGUGGGGAAUCUGCUCGUGUUUUUCAUCAUGAGGUUACGACAAGGUCGGAAGAAGUCCACCAUCAAUGUUUUCAUCACCAACUUGGCGGUGACGGACUUCCAGUUCGUGCUCACUCUGCCCUUCUGGGCCGUGGACACCGCGCUGGACUUCAGCUGGCCGUUUGGAGACGCCAUGUGCAAAAUCAUCCUCUCGGUCACCGUGAUGAACAUGUACGCCAGCGUGUUUUUUCUCACCGCCAUGAGCGUGACCCGCUACUGGUCGGUGGCCUCGGCGCUGAAGAAAAAAGCGCACAGGAGGUCACGGUGCGUCAAGUGGGUGUGCGCGGUGCUGUGGGUGGCGGCUACAGCGGCCACGGCCCCGACGUCGAUCUUCUCCACCGUCACUGUGGUCGCCGGAGAAAAACUCUGCCUCCUCAAGUUCCCCGAUGGGCACGACUGGCUCGCCCUCUAUCACGUCCAGAAAAUAUUGAUAGCCUUCAUCAUCCCGAUGCUCAUAGUGUGCGUCAACUACCUGAUGCUCCUGCGCUUCGUGAAACGGCGGAGCAUGAGCGGCAGCAACCCCAAACGGAGAUCCAGAGUCACCAAGUCCGUCGCCAUUGUGGUGUUGUCCUUCUUCUGCUGCUGGAUGCCGAACCACGCCAUCACAUUCUGGGGUGUCUUGGUCAAAUUUAACGCGGUCGACUGGGAUAAAUCAUAUUACAUGGUGCACACGUACGUGUUCCCGGUCACUGUGUGUUUAGCGCACGCCAACAGCUGCUUGAACCCGGUGCUUUACUGUCUGAUGAGGCCAGAGAUCAGGAAGAUGCUCAGUGGGUUGUUUUGGAGAGCCUCCGCUCCAUCCACAUCCAACAGGGGCGGCGCGACGCGCUACACGCAGGGAGAAACCCAGGGAGUCGUGCCUCUCCAGGUUUUGGACAAUGGCCAGUCCUCGUUGUCCAUCAUAGACCGUAAAGGCUUACCAAGCUCCAGCACGAUCCCAUACACCCGAUGACUUCAGCCUGGUUGAAAAAUAGACCUCGCGUAGCUGCUUUUUCUCUCAUGGUUGUCCACCUGUAACCGUCAUGACUCGUGCGUAAUGCUUUCGUAUUCCAACAUUGAAGAUGUUUAACUAUGGGCACAACCGUACGCUUUAGCAAGUGGUUGUCAUAAUGACAUGGACAAUGUAUAAGAAGUGUUAUGUGGCAUUUUAUUGAAUUUCUACAACUGUGAAACAAAAUGUUGUUGAGUGAUGAUCAAUCGUUCAUCCCUCUCUCCUUUCCCUCCUUUAUUAAUGCAGCUGCAUUCAGUCCCUUUGAAAGAUUACAUUUAUGAAAUGAUGGCCUUCACUGAGUGAGAAGAGGACACGGAACCGAACUGGAGACAUUGCGGACUCUUCCCCAUGAGACUCUCUGCAAAACGUGGGAUUAUAGAAUGAAGAAGGACCUAACAUGAAUUUAAUGUGCAAUGUGGUUCUACUCGUGUAAAUACAUUGACUUUUCAAACUGUCUGUAGAUGUCACACACAGGUGAACUCCACAGAGCGUCGUCCGAGAACAUUGUCAUGCAGCCUGUAUUCUGUAUUGUGUAUGAAAAUGUCCUCCUCAAACAUCAAAGCUGUGUUCAACCACUACUGUAUGAAGAAAAGAAGAGUAUAUCGCCUACAGUAGGCAUUGUUGCUGAGGAUCCAAGGAAAGGAAGCACAUUGUUAAAAUGAUUGUUUGGGGGGGGGGGGGGACAGAGUUAUAAACCUGGCGACACACACACACACACAGUACCUGUCACACACGAACAGUUGAUUGUCUAAAGGUAAUUCCUUUGACUUUAAACAGUAAACAAAAAAAACUCUUGUUUUUGUUGAGUUUGACCUUGGAGCAGCGUCCAGAUAAUGUGGCACACCUCCAGCUGCACACUCGGAUAACUCAAUAACAUACUGCAGCUUCAAACACCUUUUCCUCGUGUUUCUGAAUUAUUAUUCAGCACACCAGCUCUAGUCCAAGACAGAGAGAGGCUGUGUCAGGUGAGAGGUUGAUGGCGGCUGCAGAGAGGUCAGCUGUCGCUUGGCAUCGGGCAGCGGUGCAGGUCCUCUUCAGGGGAUUGGGUCAAUUUAACAUUAGAGAGUUGGAGCUGAGGGAGUCUCCUGGUUGCAGACGGCUGCUGACAGGUUUGUGUGCUGAUGCGUGUCUGUUAUGCGUGUCUGUUAUGCGUGUCUGUUAUGCGUGUCUGUCCCUGUCUUUCUUUUCUCCUCUUUGUGCCCUGAGGCCUCUUGGUGUUGUUGCCUGUCCGUGAUGCUGCAUGCACGGUCCAGUGAUGAUCACAUCGUGUCCAAAAUGAUGACUUUUCCCUCAAGCACCAAGUGUUGGGAAUCUAUAAGUAUCGGUGCCAUGUUGUUCGUCUGUCUGAUCUCCUUGGGCAAUUUUAUUUAUACAAGCUUAAAUCCAGAUGCAUUUAUGAACGUCGAUCAGUAAGGAAGAAAGCUGAGGAACGAAGGAGGAAAGUGCUGAAUACUAAUUGCUUGCUUUUUUGGGGGGGCUUAAUAUCAGGAGCACUUUUAUAAUUCAGAUUACUUUAAGCAGAAAUAUUUGGAUGGAUGGGGUGUUUUGGAUAUGAAUCAAAUCCAAAGUUUUGCCUUCAUUCAAAAUCGCUCAAAGGUCCAAUCAUAUUUUGACUGGUUCGCUUUAUCAAUAUUCAGUGUGAUUUUAAGUGAUUUUAAGUAUUAAAGAGUUAAUAAAGGUCUGACAUU
This is a messenger RNA of Cyclopterus lumpus (lumpfish), 3015 nucleotides long. RefSeq names its product relaxin-3 receptor 1-like. The record is from RefSeq and is a predicted model, not a curated record. NCBI's taxonomy places the organism in Eukaryota, Metazoa, Chordata, Actinopteri, Perciformes, Cyclopteridae. Gene Ontology annotation, molecular function: G protein-coupled receptor activity. Gene Ontology annotation, cellular component: membrane. Gene Ontology annotation, biological process: G protein-coupled receptor signaling pathway; immune response. The transcript has a single exon. Bases 143 to 1288 code for a protein of 381 amino acids.